AUGGCCAUCCUCAAGAUCGAGUCCGCCGCCGACGCGCAACAGAAUCGACUGGUAUACAAAGCUGCGACUCGCAGACUCGUAUACUGGAUGCUGUGCACAGAGGUAGCACAAACCUACGAGCCCAUGGCCAGCCGACCCAAUGAUGCAGAGCCACUGACUCGGGAGAAUGCGAAAGCUUGCUCGCAUGAACUCAAGAUCAUUGCUCGAUGUCUUCGCGCGCUGAACACCGCUCUCCCUCCUGAAGUUAUUGCUUCCCUGGAAGUCGCCAUCAAAAGACGACAAGCCCAAGCGCGUUGGUACACCUCGGAUCCAGACUCCGAUUCCGCAAGCAACGCGUCUCACCAGCGAUUCAUCGAAACGCUGAUCGAACUUUUUGAGACUUUGACGGGAAAGAAGUGGAUGGAGAGGUUGUCUUUUCCUCGGCCAAGCAACGCUUCCAAGACUCGACACAGCAGCCACACGAACAAGUCCAACUACGUUCAAGCAGAAGGCGACACAGAUACUCAGAACUAYAAAAAUCGCUUCAUCGCACUCGCAACGGUGGACGUGGUGACCGUCGAAGCUGGCUGGUCGUGUUUCUACCCGCUGAACGACGCCCGACAGGAGCUCAUGGACUCUCUCGCGCUCGACAUGACAGAAGAUCGCACUGUUGAUGAGGUUGUCAUUUGUUUGAACGAAGGAGUACGAAACCUUCACGAACUCGGUAGCAGGCUGCAUUCUGCGUACUCCAAAGUGAGUGACGUGGAGGAUGUCACCGUUCUGGAAAAGCUUGAAGGUUUCAUGGGUGUCGAGCCCGAGGACGAACAGGACACAGCGCCGUCUCCGUCUUCGCGCAGUCGCAGGAUGGAGAGUCUCAUGCUGGAUGAGCUCCGAGCAUAUGUUCUCAACCUCAGACUCCCCGCCUUCAGGACCAGUGAGCAGCUGCGGGAAUWCCUCAAUCUCGAUGCGUUUUACAAGGCGGCUGUGGCGGCCGUGCAAAGCCAUCGGGUACCCUCAUCAUUCAUCUGGAUGUGGGAGCCGUAUUUCACGAUGAGGAACCUGCUGGCCCAACCGAACUCACCAUUCCUGAUUGCGCGAUCGGCACACAUCUCGGACGUGGAAUCGUCUCUCAGAACCAACAACGAUCAUUCUAUAGCGCAAGAACACGCAGCUAUCCGUGGAGCAAUCGUUACUGCACGCCAACUGAGUCUCAACCUGGGUAUACUGGGMGCGUCGGCAUACAAGUACCCCAUCUCAACAUGCCUCCAAAGCCUUGCGGUGAUGCUGUAUCAACACAGAGCGGGACUGAUUGGAUGCAGCGCGCGAGGAGAUGUUGGCCUCCUGUCUCAUAUAUAUGUCAACUCUGUUGUGUUCGACCUCUUCCCCGAGGAUCCUGACGAAGACGAAAGCCACAUCAACCAGUGGAACGAUAUGGAGACGGCGUUUGAGGCCCACGGGGAGAGUUUCGAUGCCUUGCAGAACUUUCCGAAACUCCUUGCUGAGGCGAACUUCUCCACCCGCGAAGAACACGAGGCUGCUGAGCUGGAGUCAGAGAUUGAAUGUCGCGCGCGAGCAGAGCGCCUCUUUCUGGAACGCUUCCCGGUACACGCAGGCAAGGCAACGAGUCAUGUGGACCAAGGCAAAUAUCCGCUCGAAUCUCGCUCACACCUUGAAGAUUGGCUGCGUGAAGGGAACGAUCUUUCAGCAUCCAAUAUCCAGGUGGUCUUUGCCAGGACAGCAGCGCGGUUUGAUUCGGCGUCCUUCUCGAAAGACUUCAGCAAGUUGUACGACGACACCUGCUUGGACUACAUCUCGUUCGCCAACUUCUGCAGCGACUUCCUGGAUCUGCUGAGCCAGCGCUCGGAGUCUCAUCCAAGCCACAGAGACAUAGUCGCCCAAGUGCUAGGUGAUACUGCUGCUCACGAACGGCUGCAUCCUUUGGCACUAUUACAGAUCAACAGCAAGUUGACUCGCAUGGCUGGACUGUUGAGGCGCGAGAAAGACAAAGACGGAGACUGUAUGCUUGUCAAUGCGGUGGUGUGGAAGCAGCAGAUGCUGUUCUGGAAGUUCAUUGACAUUUAG
Messenger RNA from Ramularia collo-cygni, 2061 nucleotides. RefSeq lists its product as uncharacterized. The record is from RefSeq and is a predicted model, not a curated record. Bases 1 to 2061 code for a protein of 686 amino acids. The transcript has a single exon. NCBI's taxonomy places the organism in Eukaryota, Fungi, Ascomycota, Dothideomycetes, Mycosphaerellales, Mycosphaerellaceae.